This is a messenger RNA of Exophiala xenobiotica, 1211 nucleotides long. RefSeq lists its product as uncharacterized. The transcript is spliced from 2 exons. The record is from RefSeq and is a predicted model, not a curated record. NCBI's taxonomy places the organism in Eukaryota, Fungi, Ascomycota, Eurotiomycetes, Chaetothyriales, Herpotrichiellaceae. Gene Ontology annotation, cellular component: peroxisome. The coding region runs from base 134 to 979 and encodes 281 amino acids. Gene Ontology annotation, molecular function: delta(3)-delta(2)-enoyl-CoA isomerase activity; enoyl-CoA hydratase activity. Gene Ontology annotation, biological process: fatty acid beta-oxidation.
CAACAUACAACAUCACACUGGUAUAUCCGUUUCUGCUCCCCUCGAAGCUGGCCUUUGAACUAACUUUCUUCUUCACGGACUUGACCAUCCAUUUCAAUUAUCGAGGACUAAUCCGGACACGGUAUACCCUACAAUGCCACCUAUCCCACCACUCUUCGUUCUCCAGGUUCCGCCUCUGGCGGCUACAUCAGCAUCAGCGGCUCGACAGCAGGGCAGCUUUAUCUGCACUCAGGCUGCUCCACAAGUCUAUCUACUUUCAUUCUCAAGCCCGCCGGACAAUCGUCUCACUCCUGCCUUCAAUCAAACCUUCCUUCUGGCACUUGAUAUCAUUGAGCAUAGACUGCCAAAAGGAGUGGUGGUGACCACGUCGUCCAUCACGAAAUUCUACUCGAAUGGUCUCGACUAUGAGAAUGCCAUCCGAGAUCCAAACUUUUUCCCAAAUAGCCUGUUUCCUCUCUGGAGGCGACUCAUCGCCUACCCCAUGCCCACGAUUGCUUUGAUGAACGGGCACGCUUUCGCCGGCGGACUCAUGACUGCAAUGAUGCAUGAUUAUCGCGUCAUGAAUCCACACAAGGGGUUCUUAUGUCUGAACGAGCUUGACUUCGGCGCGGCUCUACAGCCUGCGAUGGCAUCAGUCUUCCGGGUCAAACUGAGCAUGACGACCUUCCGCAACAUGGUCCUUGAAAGCAAAAGAUAUCCGGCUUUAGAAGCCUUGAAAGAAGGCAUCAUUGACGGUGUUGGAAGCGUCGAUGAGACCUUGGCUUUCAUUGGAGAGAUGAAAUUGACCCAGAAAGCCCAGGGCAAGUCAUACGGGAAGAUCAAGGAAGAGUUGUACCGAGAAGUCAUCAAAGAUCUGGAUAGUGGCGCCGAGACGCCAACGGUUCUGGCGACCAGGGAUCUUGACAGGAAUCGUCGAGACGUCGAAGCCCGGAAGCGAGUGGAUGAGUAUCAAGCUGUCAUUCAAAGGGCAAAGUUGUGAUUGGAAAAUUACCAUUGCCAAUAUUUUGGUGCCUGUAUUACACUCUCGGGCAUGGCAGUGCUUGUAACGGCUGUAUCUGAUAAUUUCCACAUGGAUAAGAGCGGUCGGGCUUGACUUGCUUUUCCUGCAAGGCUACGGAUACUUUGUUGACGUCCAUCGUAGAGGUCAAAUUAGAGGAAAACAGCCUGCAUCCAGCAAGUACUUGUGUCUUCCACUUUCACCUACCUGAUCG